Molecule: messenger RNA, 1565 nt
Organism: Xylaria bambusicola
Lineage: Eukaryota; Fungi; Ascomycota; Sordariomycetes; Xylariales; Xylariaceae
Product: S-adenosyl-L-methionine-dependent methyltransferase
Exons: 4
Coding region: 320-1081 (253 amino acids)
Source: RefSeq, a predicted model, not a curated record
ACAUACCGGUAUGUGGUGCGUCGUGUCAAAGCUGAAAUCAGCGCAUCGCCAAGUGUGGCGUCCUGCAUUGCACGGUAAUAUUUUCCGACGGUAAUACUUGCCCUACGGGCCUGAUAAUGAGGUUGUACGAACCGAGUUAUAGAUCCCCAUUCGUCAACACUAUGGGUUCCCCUCACGUAGCUAAAGAUUCGUGGGUUGGUGUGUGAAUGUCUCAUUGAGGCCCCCUCACACGCCACUCUCUCGCCGUUUCUUUACCCCUCCUUCAGUCUCACCAUCCCGCUUCGAAGCAUUCUUCAGGGGCCUCGCCGAGUAUCGCAUCAUGGUAGACGUGGUAAGAAAAGAGUAUGACGCGGAAGCAACUAAUUACGACACCAAUUUGUCUGCUACGUUGCCCCUCAUUCGUCUUGACAACGAGCUGUUCAUCUCCGCGAUUGGCGAUGCGACAGGUGCCGUAAUUCUGGACCUGGCCGGCGGCUCUGGGGUGAAAGCUCGCUUUGCGAUUAAUGCCGGUGCUGCAGCCGUGGAUAUUAUCGAUAUCUCCCCUGGAAUGAUGCGCGAGGGCCAAAACAUAGAGGCAACCUUGAACCGCGACGUGAUGCGCUGGUUUGAAGCAGACAUCUCGCAGCCGCUCGAUCAUCUCCCUCUAAAACCACAGUAUGACAUAGUGAUGGCCAACUGGCCUUUCGACCACGUAGAAAACAUGGACGUUCUUGAAGGCAUGUUCCGCAACAUUGAGAAGUAUCUGAAGCCGGGGGGCCGAUUCCUCGGCGCCCGCACCUGCAACCCCCGUGUGCCAGAAAUGAUCAAAGGUAGUCUAGGCGCCAAAUACGCAAACUUUGAGGACAUACCUGGCGGAGUUAGGUAUCGAUUUUCCUUAGACUCGUUCGAAAGCGAUAUUGUGGCCUCAAGUAUGGAAGCAACUUACUCGGGAUCAACAGAGAUUUAUGAGAAGUUUGGGCUGGUUGAUAUUCAAGUCGAGCCAUAUGAGAAUGCUAAGGUCGUCAAGGAGCACCCAAAGCUCUGGGAGGCAUACCUUCAGGAACCAGGUAUGGCUAUGGUGAAAGCCACGAAGAAAAUUUGAUUCGUUCGGGAGAAGUCCAGAAGCGGCAUGUAUGGGCAUCCAAUAUUGCUGGGUUGAUGUCCAGAGCAUAGUCGUUCUUGGCACCCACUCUCGGCAUCCCGGCGUGUUAUUGCAGAGCAAUAAUUUUCAUGCACCUUGUUGAGGGUUUAUCACCGCUCACUACUCACAUACGAGUAACUAAUGAAGCUAUCCCACGAAGCCUUUUCUGAUGUAUCCAUGGCAUAACCCCUAUGGAUGGAAGUCGUAAGGAUGCUGGAUUCACUGAGACAAGGUGGGGUCAUAGUCGUGACGUACUUGGUUGUAUAAUAAUGAUGAUGAUCAUCGUCAUACACUCACUGCACAUUCACAGCUUGACCUGCCUUUUAUAUAUCGAGACGUAAGCUUCCGGCUUUGUUGAGGCAGUUUGAUAGAUAAUAUGAUUGGGUACAUCACGAAACGAGCCAAACUGUAGAGCAGGGCCCAGACACUAGCUCCCAUCGCCCAG